GAAUUAAAGACCGUUUGGGUUGGUCAAUUGAGCUGGAAUGUUGAUGAUGCAUGGCUCAAGAGCGAGUUCGAAGAGUUUGGCGAAGUUUCUUCAGCUCGUGUGGUCAUGGAUCGUGAGUCAGGCAAAUCGAGAGGUUUUGGAUAUGUUGACUUCGUCAAUGCUGCUGAUGCAAAGAAAGCAAGCGAAGAUGCUCAAGGUAAAGAAGUUGACGGUCGUGCAUUGAAGGUUGAUUUGCAAAAGCCCCGCGCUCCUCGUGAGCAAUCGGAAAACCGUGCUCGUAAAUUCAACGACCAACGUUCUGAACCAUCUCCAGUCCUUUUCAUGGGCGGUUUGGCUUGGAGCUUGACCGAAGAUGAUAUUUGGAAUGCAUUCGGUGAACAUGGUGAAGUUACACGUGUCACUCUCCCAAAAGAUCCUGAAAGUGGUAGACCAAAGGGUUUCGGCUACGUUGAAUACUCAGAACAAGCAAGUGCUGAUAAAGCCAUUGAAGCUUUGAGCGGCGCUGAUCUUGGUGGAAGACCUAUCCGUUUGGAUUACGCUCCUCCACGUAACAAUGAUGGAGGUAGCCCAGGUGGCAGAGGUGGUUUCGGAGGAGGCCGUGGAGGCGGUCGUGGUGGAGGUGGCCGUGGCGGCGGUCGUGGAGGUGGUCGA
Molecule: messenger RNA, 651 nt
Organism: Meira miltonrushii
Lineage: Eukaryota; Fungi; Basidiomycota; Exobasidiomycetes; Exobasidiales; Brachybasidiaceae
Product: RNA-binding domain-containing protein
Exons: 1
Molecular function (GO): RNA binding
Source: RefSeq, a predicted model, not a curated record